GCAUUUACCUGCUCCUCGAGACGCAGGGGUGUCCAUGAAUGGGCGUAUGUUACUCCACCUAAAAGGAUAUAAACAAAUCUGCGAACUGCUAGUUGAAUAAAGAAAGUUUGUGUCGUUUUAAUGGUAGUCCAGGACAUGUACUAAAACAAACAGUUCAAGUUAAACUGCACAGCCACAUAAGUUUUCUUUUUGUUUGCCUUAAGUUGUCGUCAGUCGUCGUCCAUAAUGGGAUGUUGUACCAGCUCAGAGAGCAAACCAAACUGGAAACCACUGGAGGAGCGCAGCUGCACCGACAUACCAUGGCUCAUCGUAUUUAUACUUUUUUGCAUCGGAAUGGCAUGUAUUUGUGGUUUUGCCAUCGCCACUGGAGCUGCAUCCAGGCUUAUCUCAGGAUACGAUAGUUAUGGCAACACCUGUGGUCAGAGGAACACCAAGAUAGAAGGGGUAGACCUCAGUGGCAGGGAUAUGAGAGAAAACAAGUAUGUUUUCUUUCUACAGCCCUGCAACUUUGAUAUGAUUAACAGGAAAUUCAGAUCCAUUUCCUUGUGUGUUUCCCAAUGUCCUGCCACUGAACUGCUGACCUACAAUGAUUUAAAGCAGUUUGCACUAAAUAAUGGGUCUGAACUCUGCACUUACGACAUUACACCUACAAGAUAUGCUAGCCAUCCAGACCGCCAAACUAAGUGUCCCAAACUCCCUGUUCCACCAAGUAAAUCGGUCCUAUUGUUCCAUCGCUGUAUCCCUCUUGAUAUUGCCUGCUAUGCUGAGUUCAUAAAGGCAUUUGUCACAUUUGUCAGUGACAACAGUGUUCUGCACCGGGUUACUGCUGGGGUGAUGGCCAGCAAGGAGAUCAUCAUGGGUCUUUGUGUGCUCGCUUUAGUUCUCUCCCUGAUCAUGAUGGUUGUCAUCCGUUACAUCUCCAAAGUACUGGUGUGGAUCCUUACAAUCCUGGUCAUUGUUUGCUCUAUAGGUGGGACAGGCGUCCUCUGGUGGCUGUAUGUGGACCAUAGGAAUGCUCUUAACAAUAACACCCCAUCAAUAUUUGGGAAGGAAGUGGCUGAAGAUAAUGUAAAGGCUCUGCUUGUGUAUGCAAUAGGUGCUACAGUUUUUACGGUAAUCCUUCUGAUUGUGAUGUUCUUCAUGAGGAAGCGUGUUGCUCUCACCAUCGCCCUGUUCCAUGUGGCCGGUAAAGUGUUCAUCCAUAUUCCCCUGCUGGUCCUCCAGCCUUUCUGGACCUUCCUCUGCCUAAUGCUCUUUUGGGUCUACUGGAUCGCUGUGCUUCUCUUCCUUGGAACUGCAGGAACCCCGAUUAAGAACAACGCCACAGAUCUGGUUGAAUAUAAAUUGCAAGGGCCUCUGCAGUACAUGGUGUGGUACCAUGCUGUCGGUCUCAUCUGGAUCAGUGAGUUCAUUCUUGCCUUCCAGCAAAUGACAAUCGCUGGGGCUGUGGUCACCUACUAUUUCACAAGGAAUAAAUCUCAGAUGCCAGCAACUCCCAUCCUUUCUGCUAUGGCACGUACCCUUCGUUACCACCUGGGCACUCUGGCCAAAGGCUCCUUCAUCAUUACACUGGUUAAGAUACCUCGUCUAAUCCUGACAUAUAUCCACAGUCAGCUCAAGGGAAAGGAAAAUGCGUGUGCUCGUUGUAUGCUGAAGGCUUGUGUCUGCUGCUUGUGGUGUCUCGAGAAAUGUCUAGCGUACUUGAAUCAAAACGCUUACACUGCAACAGCCAUCAAUAGCACCAGUUUCUGCACCUCAGCUCGUGACGCCUUUCUUAUCCUGGUGGAGAAUGCCCUCCGUGUGGCUGCUAUCAACACUGUGGGCGACUUUGUCCUCUUCUUGGGCAAGGUGCUCAUAGUUUCCUGUACAGCGUUUGCUGGUGUCCUAGCCCUGAACUACCAGCGGGAGUACACCGUGUGGGUCUUACCUCUCCUCAUAGUCUGUCUGUUUGCAUACCUGGUGGCCCACUGCUUCCUCUCUGUCUUUGAGAACGUGGUUGACGUUCUCUUCCUCUGCUUUGCUGUGGAUACAAAGUAUAAUGACGGCAGCCCUGGGCGUGAGUACUAUAUGGACAAGGCCUUAAUGGAAUUUGUUGAGAACAGUAAGAAAAUGGGACUGUACAAGCCAGGUGACGGAGAUGGACGAGAGAUGAAGCCCAUGACACGUGGAGGGACCCUAGCUUGACAAAUCAACAGAGUGGAAGAAAAAAAACUUUUAAAACUUAAACCACUAAAAGGUGCUCUGAAGCUUAGCUCUUACACUGCAGGGACAUCAUUAAAAUAAUCAAUGCAAAAAGUUCAGUUUGAGCAAAGGAUUUGCAUUGAGAUUUAUUUUUCUGAAUUAUUGGCAUCACAGAUAAAAGUUUAACACUAAGAAAUGUAAUCUUGUAAAAGCAUGUUUGAACCUGUGUUUUAUUAUUACAUUGUAUUUUUGUUAGUUUUGUUUUUAUAUAUUUUGGACAUUUCCAUUUUUAAGUAAGGAUGCUAAACAUUUUAACAUGGUUUAACAUGUUUGAUUUUCUUCAUUGUAAAAGUAGUGUUAAAUUGAAACAGUUUGGUGUACAUUUUAAAAUGGAUGGCUAAUAUAACUGUCUUUGUCCAAGACUGUUCAACUUGUUUUUGAAUUUUAUAAAUAAAUGUAAAAUUACAGUU
Sphaeramia orbicularis (orbiculate cardinalfish) is the source of this 2651-nucleotide messenger RNA. RefSeq names its product solute carrier family 44 member 1a (gene slc44a1a). NCBI's taxonomy places the organism in Eukaryota, Metazoa, Chordata, Actinopteri, Kurtiformes, Apogonidae. The coding region runs from base 226 to 2184 and encodes 652 amino acids. Gene Ontology annotation, molecular function: transmembrane transporter activity. Gene Ontology annotation, cellular component: membrane. The record is from RefSeq and is a predicted model, not a curated record. Gene Ontology annotation, biological process: transmembrane transport. The transcript has 16 exons.